UUAUGGCUGGAUAGAAAUGAUAAUGGGUUUUAAGUCUCAAAUACAGUAAUUUUAAGGAAAAACUAAAUUUUAGGUUUAUAUUUUUGCAUUGAAUAGUAUUUUUAUUUUUUUUUCUAUGUAGUUUCAGGAAAGAUAAAUACAACAUUUAUAUUUGUGAUUAACUUAUUUAGUUCUAGUUGGCCAAAUUUCUUAGACAAUUCACAGCUUGUUGAUUUUUAAUUUGAAGAUAUGUAUGUAUAUGCCCAUGCUUGUUGAUUUUGAUGUUUGUGGUUAUUUUUUAUUUAAGAUAUAUAUUGGUUUCUUUAUAGGUGAGAGGUGAUGAUGAAGCAAUAUUAGACAUACAGUAUACAUUUUUUAUUUUUUUUUGCUUGCAUUCUUUUGGUCUUAAUUAUUGAUGAUGUGAGAGGUGAAAGGUGCUUGCAUUUUUUUAUUUAAGGAACUUUGUUCACUAGAAGUGGCACGUAUUAAUUACAACAUUGAUGAUGAUUUCCUUUAUUGACCUCAAUAGAUGUUUUGAUAUAUUAUUUUUAUAGCGCCAUCCUACUCAAUGUAAAUUCCUUGCUUAUUUUUUUUUCUGUGUCAGUGUUUUUCUGUCAAAAUGCAUUCUGGUAUUACAUUUUUCAUUAUUAUUUACUGCCACUUGUUCACAGUGCAGUUAACAACUUGCCCAUGGGAUACCCUGUUCUACCACAUCCUCCAAUACCAGCCACAGGUCAACCUCAUCUCGACUCAAUGAACUGUGGAAUAUCAAACUGUCAUGUGGUUAAUGGUGUCCCUGCACCGAGCAACUAUCAUCCUAUUAGGAUGAACUCUGGAAAUGAUAUGUUGAUGGACAGCAGUGAUGGUGAUAUGGCACCUGUUAUUCCCCCAAGUAGUGCAAUGUCUUCCAUGUCAGAGAUGGCCAUGAGUCCUUCAUCAGUGGCAUCCAUCGGUCACUUCCCAUUCAUGGCAUCUGAAAUAUCAGGUAUACUGUCACAGGUAUACAAUGUUUACCUUUCACUUAACUAAAGAUUUGGACUAUCACAGGAAGUUAGAACAUUUUCAUUUUACAUUAUUUUUUUAGUACGAGCCCCGCUUUCUUAUUUAAUUUUUAUUCUCAUUAUCUCUAA
Molecule: messenger RNA, 1109 nt
Organism: Humulus lupulus (European hop)
Lineage: Eukaryota; Viridiplantae; Streptophyta; Magnoliopsida; Rosales; Cannabaceae
Exons: 2
Coding region: 670-1008 (112 amino acids)
Source: RefSeq, a predicted model, not a curated record